AACAUUUUGUAAUAAGCUGAGUAGAAGCUAAGUAUUCUGUUCAAUAGUAAUUUGUUGACAGUUCUUGAAACAUUUUUCAAAAAAGUUAGUGUUGCCAGGAAAGUCUAGUGAUAGGUUUCGCCAAGUCGGCUCCUUUAGUCAAAAAUUACGUUGAAAACUUCACUCGCGGCGGAAUUAUCUCUCUUCGAUGGCUUAAUGGCGUACUUAAUUAAAUAUUUGCAAAAGUCGCGUUCAAACGAAUUAUAUUGGGCUAGCUGCCUGUUGUAUACGCGUUUGGUGACUAGGCCGGAGUGCUCUCCCCGGGGGCGCAUUCGCUAGAUAUUGGGUGUGAUAUGAAUUCUAAGAACCUACUAUUAGCAGCAAAAGUGCAGCGAUCGUAAAUAAACUUCGUAUUUUAAAUUUUAAUCUAUUCAUUGGUUUCGAUACAACUGGUGGACUCUAACGCGAUUGUCUGCGUAGAUAAGGCUUUGGGGGGUGAUUGUUGAACGAAAUGGUCGACGUGCUAAACAGUGAAUCUGUAGCUGAGCCAGUGUUUGCUUAUCAAUAGUAAUACGAAGAAAUGUGCAACGAACAGUUGCCGGUUGUUGAAUAAAAAAUUACCCGCACUGACGAACCACUCACAGAAACACGAAACAAGGUGACCGAAAAGUAAAAGAUUUGUAGUGAAUCUGGGUGCAAGGUGAUGAGAUCAGUCUACGGUUUCCAAUCGUGAGUGUAGAACGACACCUCACAUCCGGAAUUUGGCGAAAAUACGAGCCCAGUGUGCAAGUGAACACAGCGAAGAAAUGGUGAAUUAGAAGUAACAAGUAACCAGUGAGAGAAAGUAACGGCCAUGUUGUGAUACCACAUAGUGCAAUAAACUAUCGCCAACGUACAGUCACUUUCGUGAAGUAAUGUGCAUUGGAUACCACAGAUUCUUGGAGUAAAUAUUAAAAAUUAUAAAGCAAAAUUAAUAAUCGAAUUUGAUAAUGAGUGAUUCGGCGACCGAUCUACUACUAACCAACCAACAGAUCACGUUGGAGUGUAGAAAUGUGACUUACCGGCCCAAAUCAAAAAGUCUCAAAGAAGACAUACUGAAAGAUGUUUGUGGAAAAUUUAUACCAGGUCGACUUACGGCUAUCCUUGGACCAUCUGGCGCCGGAAAAACGACAUUUUUGAAUGUUUUAUCUGGUUUCAAAGAUACUGGGGUGGGCGGAUCAAUCUUGACAAAUGGCACUUCACGAAGACUGACGGAGUUUCGCAAGAUAUCAUCAUAUAUCCCACAACAGUUUGCGAUGUUAGAUAAAUUAACUGUUGUCGAAACUCUGGAAGCUUCAGCAGAUUUCAAAUUAGGGUUAAGGACAAAGAAAAGUUUCAAAGAAAAAAUUAUAUCCGAGAUUAUAAAUCUAUUGAAUUUGGAGAAAUGCACUCAUACUCUUGUGGAGGGACUGUCUGGUGGUGAAAAGAAGCGCCUCUCGAUCGGUAUCGAACUCGUUACUAAUCCACCGAUUAUGUUUUUUGAUGAACCAACUAGUGGCUUAGAUAGUGUAUCCUCACUACAAGUUAUUACGUAUCUUCAGAGCCUUGCACAUUCCGGAAGGACCAUUGUCUGUGUAGUCCAUCAACCAAGCUCACGACUGCUCAAUUUAUUUGAUGACCUCUUGGUGCUUUCUGCCGGUGAGGUCAUUUACAAUGGAUCUCAGCAUGAUAUGGUGAAAUGUUUCCAAAAUGAUGGGUUCUCAUGUCCAAACUAUUACAAUCCAGCCGAUUAUGCUAUUGAAGUAGCCAGUAGAGAGCAUGGUUCAGACCUCAGCUCCCUAAUUGCAUCGAACAAAUCGAAAUUCUGUGAUGACUCAAAUAUUCAACUAGACGUAAAGGUCGAAGAAAACUCAAUUGUUCUAAAUGGCUUCACUAAAACAGAAAAAUGCAAAAAUUAUAAAGAUAAGGGUGGUUACGCUAAAGCUUACCCGGCUACAUUUGCUGAACAGUUUGCGAUAAUCACGAGAAGGUCAAUGCGCUCAAUGGUCAGAGAUAUGCUAACUGUCCAAAUGCGGGUUAUAGCACACGUCUUCAUCGCCGUUCUUCUGGGGGUGGUUUUCUAUAAUGUUGGCAAUGAUGCGGCGAAAGUUUUGAGCAAUGUGUCCUGUUUGUUUUUCAUGCUGAUGUUUAUAUAUUUUGCCAACUCCAUGCCAAUUGUGUUGACGUGUCCUUUGGAAACACAAGUAUUUCUUCGUGAGCAUUUAAACAACUGGUAUUCCCUAAGAGCAUACUUUCUAGCAAAAUGUGCGGCUGACAUACCUUUGCAGUUUUUAUGCCCCACCUUAUUUGUGGCGAUUGCUUAUUAUCUUACAGGGCAGCCUAAUGAAGUGAGCAGAUUCCUGAUGUUUUGGGCAAUCUGCUUGUUGAUGGGGGCAGUUGGACAAGGAGUCGGAUUAUUUUGUGGAUGCUCCUUUGGAAUGAACCUUUCCGUGUUCCUAGUUCCAGUAUCAAGCAUACCAAUGAUGAUUUUCUGUGGUUUCUUCAUUCGAUUCAAUGAGCUUCCGGAGUGCCUGCAACCAUUGACCUAUGUCUCCUAUUUUCGAUACGCCUUCGAAGGAUCAAUCCAAGCCAUUUUCGGAUACAAUCGACCAGACCUAGAAUGCAAUAUUGCUUUCUGCUAUUAUAAGACAACAACAAAGUUUUUGCAAGAACUGGACAUGACCGGUGACCUGUUUGAAUGGGAUGUGAUAGUGUUGGCUAGUUGGAUUGUGGUUUUGCAGAUCGCGCUAUUCAUUAGUCUGAUUGUGAAGGUAAAAUUAUCGCAAUAGGAUAUUAUGGAAAAGAGGUUUUAUAGCAUUUUUAAUGAAUUAUAUUAAUUUGUAUUUUUGUACUUUUAUAUAUUGUUAUGUUAGUUUUAAUGGAGAAACUAUUGUACUUUAAUAUACAUGGAUACAACGGUACACCAGUGGUA
Molecule: messenger RNA, 2929 nt
Organism: Hermetia illucens (black soldier fly)
Lineage: Eukaryota; Metazoa; Arthropoda; Insecta; Diptera; Stratiomyidae
Product: ATP-binding cassette sub-family G member 1
Exons: 12
Coding region: 969-2786 (605 amino acids)
Cellular component (GO): plasma membrane
Molecular function (GO): ATP hydrolysis activity; ATP binding; ABC-type transporter activity
Source: RefSeq, a predicted model, not a curated record